Molecule: messenger RNA, 1300 nt
Organism: Stegodyphus dumicola
Lineage: Eukaryota; Metazoa; Arthropoda; Arachnida; Araneae; Eresidae
Source: RefSeq, a predicted model, not a curated record
CGAUAAAAGGAAAUGAUAGAUAAGCUAAUCGCAUUAAACUCGGAAAGUUCCAUCGACUCUGCCAUUUGUUAUGGAUGAACUCAUAUCUAAAGCUACAGCUGAAAUUUUAUUUCCUGGCAUCAAAGAUGUGACAUCAGAUCUACGAAAUGAAGAAUUAAGCAGCAGCUUUUCUGGCAGUGAGGAAGAUAAAUUAGAGCCCUCUUCUUUGACUUUAUUACGAGAAUCCAUCAUCCGAUCUAUCCAAAAUAGGCAGUCUCUUAUAACAGUCUCAGAUAAAAGACAACGUCAAGAAACCAUUAAUACAGAUUUAUUCACUGCUAGACCUAAAGUUGAAGUACAGAUUCUGAAAAACAAUGAAAACUCCAAAGUGUCAAAUAAACAGGAUUCAUUUCAGCAACCAAGCCUUCCUGUUAUAUCUAAUAAUUUAGGUGCAGAUAACUGUUUAGAAGAUUUUCAAUAUACAGCUGCCAAGGCAGAAAAUAUUCCUACUGCAACAGACGAAUCGAAAUCAGAGGAUAAACGCAAUACAUGUAAACCUCAAGAUAAUGUACUAAACGGUUUAAAACUCGCAUGCAGAAAUUCAAGUCAAGGAAUUUAUGAAAACUGUUCUACUUACAAUAUCAUAGCUGAACAACUAAAUCUCACAAAUGGAAAGCAUUCGAAAUUAAAAAAUAAAACAAGACGUUUAGACUCUUCAUCAAAUUUAAACGCUGAAGAAAAUGCAACACCGCUAGAAAAUCAACAUUCCAUUAAUUCUAAUAUAGAUUCUACUACAGAAUGUAUUAAUAAUGAUGACUAUACGACGUGUAGCCAAGAUGCACAGUUUUCCUUAAGCGAUUCUUUUUUCAGUGAUUUAGCUAAUGGUGAUUUGUCCUCCCUAUCCGGUGGAUCUUUAUCAGACUUUUCGGAUUCCGAACGUUCAAAUAGUAGGCACAUGUCAACAGCGAAAGAAGAUAAUAACAAAGUUCUGGCACGAAAUGUAGACCAAAUACGAGAUGAGGAGACUGGACUAUCUUAUAGUUCCAAAAAAGUGAGCAAAAGAAUUCGUAAAAGAAAUAAAAAAUGUAAAGAAAACAAACCAAUUACAUAUAGGUGUAAUAAAUGCGAUGCUUCUUACAUAGUCGCCAAUAAAAAAAUGGCAGAAAAUGCUCGUUGCUUACACUGUGACUUUUGGACAUCUGUUGAACCCGUUUUCGUUAAGCAGAAAAAACAAGCUUGGAAUACUUGCCGCAUAUGUUAAAUAAUCUCAGUUUCAUUAAUCUGCCGUUCACGUAUUUAAAAUAAAAAAUUUUAUGCUAUA